Molecule: messenger RNA, 1965 nt
Organism: Mytilinidion resinicola
Lineage: Eukaryota; Fungi; Ascomycota; Dothideomycetes; Mytilinidiales; Mytilinidiaceae
Exons: 3
Coding region: 1-1965 (654 amino acids)
Source: RefSeq, a predicted model, not a curated record
AUGGCCUCAGGGCGCAGCUGGGAUGCCAAGCGGCGCAGUACGAGCAGACGGCCGCAUCCGUCUAGUUACGCCUCUCCUGAGCUUGCUGGAGCCGCCGACAGAGCCUUCAUAUGCAGCAGCACGCGCCCUGGUGCCUCUCCUGCGCGACGCUGCCCGCCAGUCUCUCUGACCACCGCCUUGGACCCGGAACUGAUGCCCACUGAUACCAAGCUUUCGCCCCAAGCGCGGCCUCACAGCCUCGUUUCCUGGAACUGCAAGUGCGCACUCGUCAUCGGCCCCUCCCGCCUCAUCCCUCGACCACCAGUGCACCACGCCUUCAUCCCUCCUCCACCACCACCCAGGACUCCUCCCCAUCCGACCCGACCGCGCCUGCUGAGCCCGCCGUCAAUUGGCACCCUCACCGCAAGAGGCAGCUCAACAACGCAUACUCGCAUAUCGAGCCAAUUCAUCCCCACCGCCCCGCAUAUACCACCCCGGCGCGUGCGAGCAUCCUCCCAGAACAUUGCCAGAGACAUUGCAUACCCCCAAGCCAUGUCCCUCUCGCGCGGCAUCCAGUCGGCCAUCUUCCACUACCUGUCCUGCGCGCCAUGUUCCGGCUACAUGUACCGCUCGCGCCGCCGGAAACAGGCCAAGCACGACAGGAAGGAGAAGAACAAGCUUGAGAUGGAGCAGCCCGAAUUGUACCGCCAUCCAGAGCCCUCGGCCACCAACCCCUUCUGGGCUGAAGAGAUAUUCAUGGGACCGGGACCACCGCGAAGAGCUGGCCGCAAGACCAACACCAGCAGCCAGAGGGGCAUAACAACUGCCGACACACACAGCACCGUCGCGAGCAACGGAGGAAGUAGCUUGGAUAUUGGCUCCUCCGAUGGGAAGCCUGUGCGAGUUUCAGGAGACACGUUGCGCGGGGACAAUUGGAACAGGCGGCGCUAUCAGAGAGAAGACGAAGAGCUAUGGGGCCUUGGAGAAGCUGUUAUGCAGGCUGGUUCCUCUGUUGGUCUUUCGGGCAUCACUCGACCACCGACAGCACGCACCGCGAAGUCCUCCGGAGAGAGCUACUAUCACCCUCGCGCCCCACCAAUAAACGACCUGCACCCUCCAAUUGUGAGUUUGCCAUCGCCGCACCCCGCAGACAACAAAUGGAUGCUUCAACCUCCUCCGAGAGCCAGUGUCAUGAAUGGGAAAGAGCGGGCCACGAACAGGAGCCGAAGUGGAAGCGGCGCCAGCAGUCGUGUGGAGGUGAACCUGCAACGUCAAGUGAGCACCAAGCAGUUGAAGGCGAAGCUCGACAGGGGUGAGACUCCAGAAAUGCCGCCCCUGUCGAGGGGUAGCUCGUACAGCAACGCACAAGGCCAAGGUCACGACCGGGAUCCCAAAGCACCCAGGGCUGCUCCACCGUCAGCGACUCCAUCUCGCCGAAAGCGACGUGAUCCAAGCCCCGAAAAGCCAGCCGAUUCCUCUACAGAGUCAAGCGACACAAUUGUUUACCCCUCCAGAGACUCCACCCCUCAAUUGACUUCCCAGCCUAGCCUGAAAGUUGUCCGCGUCCGCAGCAGCAGACAGAAACUCUCCACGGUAGUCUCAAGCGGAGAUGCAUCCCCACCGUCUAAGAACCUCUUAUCUAAGGCCGUCUCCUCCCCUAGCCAAACCGAUAAGUCCUCUGGCUCUCUCCGCGUGACCAGACCACGUCCACCACUGGCCGCCUCGGACCUCUCUUCCCUCAAUAUUCUGCAGGACCUGGUCUCGCCGCGAGCCCUACUCAACUCCCGCUAUGUCUCUGCUCCCCUAGUGGAAGCGCGGAUCAAAUUGCCCGAAGUUGACCGCGACGAAGAAACCCUCCUCGUCGGCCAAGAGGACAUCACAUGGGUCGACAACGGCUUCGGGCAGAGCAGAGAGUGGCAGGACGACGAGAGCCACUCGAGGGCCCCAUCGCGGGAUCCGCGCACGAGAUGGAGUGUGGACUUCUAG